This is a messenger RNA of Orbicella faveolata, 4282 nucleotides long. Its product is annotated as putative histone-lysine N-methyltransferase PRDM6. Gene Ontology annotation, biological process: regulation of gene expression. Gene Ontology annotation, cellular component: nucleus. Gene Ontology annotation, molecular function: protein binding. The record is from RefSeq and is a predicted model, not a curated record. NCBI's taxonomy places the organism in Eukaryota, Metazoa, Cnidaria, Anthozoa, Scleractinia, Merulinidae.
UUUCUAUUUACAUUGUGAUAUACAUUUUUCAGAAAGAAAACGUGACAUUGACUGUUUUUUUUAAAAUUUGGUAUUAGUAAAUCAAAACUAUAUGUAUUAUACUUUAAAUUGAUCAGCAAAGCCUAGGAGAAACUAUUUGUAAAAGAACAAAGAAAAAUUAUGAAGGUUUUUCAGUAUUGCAGUUUAACGUUGCUUGGAAACCAAUGUAAAUACCGGUGUGUAAACACAUGGAUAAAUGACUCAUUGCCGAGUAAUUUUCUUGAAAUAACUGAUCAAUAUGUCGGAUAAUGAACUCCAAUAUUAGAAAUAUAUAAUAUAAGUAGGUUCCAUUUGUUACACUGCUUAGAUCUAAAGCACUUCUGAUAUUUAACAUAUUGCGUGAUGUAAAGUUGUUAUAUUGGUAACUGACUGUAAAGCGCAUUUGCUUCUGUCUUGUCCAGGUGCCAAUUUUCUAUUUAUUUAUUUAUUUUUUGUACUGAACUAUUUUUAACUUUAAAGAAGAAUUAAUUCAUGUCGUCCAUUGUUUACAAAUUUAUCAUAAGUUAUUGCUCAGUGACCUGUAGAUUUUUUGAGUACGGGUUUCUUGACUUAUCUUUUGGCGUGAUAUUAACAACUUUUAGAAAGAUAUAAAUCGAGAUUUGUCGCACUCAAUUUUGACAACUAAGAUUCUCCCCACUUUUUAGUUUAAUUACUUUUCUGAUGGGCAACUCUUAGCUUAAGAUAUAAAAUUCAUCAGUUAUACUGAUGUUUGGCGCUUAAACACAAAGAAUAUAUGACUCUUCAAAUUUGGAAAAAGGAUACUUUUUGCUACUUACAGUUCAAACGUACGUUUUUGUCGCUCUGAAACUGCACAUGUUACGUUUAUCGUCUUUACACCGUUUCAGACACUCGCUUGGGGCAAUUUGUGAUAUUAGAACACCUUUGUAGUCAAAUAUUCAAGGGACGUAAUCGCAUUGAACUUUUAAAUAUAUUGAUGCGACGUAUAAGAGCGGUUGCAGUGUAACGACAAAAAUAAUACAUUUAAUUGAGGCACAGCUAUAUUAGUGUUAUUUACAAAAUACAGUUCCCUUUUUGUCUCAAACAAAAAUAGCAAAUUCAACGCAGGCACGUAGUUUUUGUUCUCAGGCAAACAUCUCGGGGUUAUAUCUCUGUUGAGCAAUAUUGACCUACAUGUAGAUGAGAUCGUGCUUUAAGAUUUAAACUUUAUAGCAUUUAACCUAAUUGUUAAGGUUAAAAUAGGCAUUUUUAUAAACGACUUUGUUUAUAAAUAGACUUACAAUCAAUUAGCAAAGUAUCAUUUGUUCGUUUUACCUGCGUCAAUGUUUUGAUUUAAACCGCACAGCGCAAAAAAUAGUAAGUUUACAUAAGUGGCUGUUGCUUGCUUGGAUUUUAAAGUUCACCUCCUGUUUAUUAAGUUGCCAUGGCAAGUUAUCGGCGAAUGAAAAGUCUGAUUUAAAACAAGGUCACAACAUAACAACAAGUAUUGUACUCUGAGGAUCGAAAUUGCUCACAUUGAAAUAAAAUUGUCGUUUCUUCGCGUGGAUCUUAAUGAUAUCACCAAAAGAGCCCUCUAAGGCCAGAAAGCUUAGAACUGUUAUACGAGGUGAAAAGAAAUUUUCUACCAAGCGAUGUCGUCAACUGUUGAAAAGGCGGCGUAUUUGAGACCACAGUUCAACCCGGUAAAGACAAAACAGCAGAAGGAAGCAGUGAAGCCCAGUUUUUUUAAGUUUACCGAGCAAGAUUUAUAUGAUUACCUGCAUCAGAAGAGUGGAAAAGUUGAGACGAUUAAUCUUGAAGAAUCCAGGAAUAGGAAACUGGAAGACAAUGGUGCGGGGACGGAGAAACAGUCUUCGUUUUGCAGAACAUGUAACAAGGUAUACAACAUACGCUGUCCUAUUCACUCAUCCCACAACACACCUGACCUUAGCUACCCAGGGGACUGGGACAGCUAUGCCAUGAAGUCAUUCCCUGAUGUGGUGCAGUUGUGUAAAUCCAGCAUCCCAGGCAAGAAGUAUGGCGUGGCUGCCAAGCAACACAUUCCUGUGGGUACGUGGAUAGGUCCUUACGAGGGAAAGCGAAUUAAUCCAGAUGAAAUCAACCCAAACAUGGACUCCUCGUACUUGUGGGAGAUUUACAAAGAUGGCCGCCUCUUGUACUAUCUUGAUGCGACAGACGAGGCCACCUCAAGCUGGAUGCGAUUCAUAAAAUGUGCUCGUCACAGAAACGAGCAAAACCUGUUUGCUUUCCAAUACUGUGGCAAUGUCUACUACCGAGCCUUCAGAGAAAUUCCCAUAGGGACAGAGUUACUGGUGUGGUAUGAAGAUCUCUACCCGCAGUACUUUGGGAUUCCGUUAAGCAUACACGACUUGAAUUCAAUGGGUUCCAGGCCUUACCCAGUGAUGGCGACGCCGUACGCAGAUGAACAACAAAUUUCCCCCGUUCCUCCUCCGACCUCUGCUGCUAUGAGACAAGCGUCUCCGCAGGUGACUGGACCUAACCAGAGAACAUCACCGCGUGAUUCGCCACAAGCAAGAACCGCGCAAGAAAGAGAACUUCAAGCAAACAAACAGAUACAAAAGGAAAGCAUCAAACGAAAGCACGAAGAAAACGACCGCAGCAACAAUGCUAAGAAGGUGAAGUUGCAGAGCACGCAGAAGAUUGACGGUCCAAAAGAGAUGCUACGGAAGUUAGAAGAGGCACGUCUCAAGGACAAGACAGAUCUGCCUUGUGAAUGGCCGCGUGUAGCUGACGGAGAAUUCAUCUUGGAGAAUGGCGAACCAAAGAUAUGGCAUUGUGGUCAAUGUGACAAAUCUUUCGCUCAGCGCAGUCUGCUUCAAAUGCACGUCUGUUCCAGAAAUCCAAACAGACCUUACCAGUGCGGUCACUGCGCACAGGAGUUCGCGCAUCCUAACGAGCUGCGCACGCAUGCUGUCAUUCAUUCUGGCAAAAAGCCAUUCAAGUGCGGAUUUUGCUCGCGAACCUUCGCCGGAGCCACGACUCUUAACAACCAUGUCCGAACCCAUACAGGAGAGAGGCCUUUCACCUGUAACAAGUGCUACAAAACUUUUUCACAAGCAUCGCAACUCAGCAAGCACAAGAGAUCCCUCUAUGAAUGCUUCUCUUGAGAAUUUUUCUGUCGUGAGGACCCCAAGAACAAUUUUACAUUAGCAACUAUAAGAUUGCGUGGAGUUGUAAACAUUUAUAUAUCACGUUAUAAAAAGAGACUCUUGUGUAUUUUAUAAUUAGAAACACUUUGAGCGUAACUCUAAGUAAUUUGUAUUUCAACGUGUUUUCCUACCUUUCAUUGUGGCGUUUUAGUCACACCGGAUUUUAAACAACAACGACAGAAAAUAACUGUUGGUCUUAACCAGUUAAGUGAUUUACAAGUAAUAUUUACCUGUUUCAUUAUCGAGUCUUUAAAAUUGUUGUUUUUUUACUUAUUUCUAACCUUAGCUAGUUAAACUAGGGAUGCGUUUCUUUGGAAAAAUCCAAGAUUGUUUUUUUCAAUAAAAGCAAAAACGGAUUUUGCCUUUCUGUACUAAACAGAUUCAUCCAUGAUCACAUUCUUUGGUUCGUUUGAUGCACCAUGAUCCGAGUGAUCCUCGAUUAAUCUGUUUAGUAAAGAAACGCAAAAUCCGUUUUCGGAUUUAAGAAUCCAAACUUCGAUUUUCCCAAAAAAAUUGCACCCUAGUUUAAAAGAUUACGGAAACACUGCGCAAAUCCGUUUGUGUAUUAAGUAAUUAUUUUAAUCAAUGGACUCGUUUCAACAAAAGAAAAACUGACGUAGUUCAUGUUAUCGCAAUAUUAUGGAUGAAACUUCACCAGGCGCUCAUCACUCAGGAGAAUCCAAUGGAAGUCAUUUUCAGAAAAAUUUACCUUUCGUCACCAUGGAGAUCAUAAAGAUACAAAUUACAGAGGUUGACGACAACGUAUCAUUAGUAUUCUAGAAGACAAUCUGCAGGUUAAAAAUAGAUGUAAAUAUUGACAUAAUCUCCUGAGUAAUGAGCUCAUGGUUAUUUUAAUUUUAUUUUUUUCCAGAAAUUCCUCGACUGUCUAGACCAACUCUAAAGGGACACCAUAAGUGCUGACGUAUAUGCGUGUUAAGCUCAAGAGCGAAAUAUAUUUAUAUACUUGUAAAUAAACAGACAUUGCUGUAUAUUUUUGGAAAACCUUUCAAAAAGGUUCGAGAGCAAUACAUUCGUUUUCUUAAUGUAUAUUUACUUGUGCUUGUAAAAUAUCACCAACCGGUAUUCAUUAAAAUACACUGCGUUCGUUAUUGAAA